Molecule: messenger RNA, 762 nt
Organism: Cyprinodon tularosa
Lineage: Eukaryota; Metazoa; Chordata; Actinopteri; Cyprinodontiformes; Cyprinodontidae
Exons: 3
Coding region: 43-762 (239 amino acids)
Biological process (GO): cell surface receptor signaling pathway; negative regulation of T cell proliferation; immune response
Cellular component (GO): external side of plasma membrane
Source: RefSeq, a predicted model, not a curated record
AGCCUCAGCUUGCUGCUGUUAGCACAGAGUGAAAUACUGACAAUGAAGACUUGCAAGUACAUUCUCCUUUCUGCCCUCUGGCUUAUAAAUGUCUCUUCAAAAGGGAGAGAGCUGUGUAACAGAACUGAGAUCAAGGCUCCACUUGGCUCUUCUGUGUCCCUGCCAUGCACCAUUUCAUCAAAUGUCUCUGACUGGGUCAAAUGGAGUCACAAGUAUGAGAAAGAUGAAGCAGGUGUGGGGCUGGUUGACCUCUCAUCUGAAGGCCACAUCAAUUUCCUGGACCCCAGAUCUGGCAGAGUGAAAAUCUUUCCCAACCAGUUUUCAGAGAUGAACUAUGGCAUUAUCAUUGAUGAGCUCAAAGAUUCUGACAUGGGAUCUUACUACUGCAAGCAGAGCAAUGAAUGUUUUGAGGUGAAGUUGUUCGAAGAUGAAGGUGAGCAGUUUUCUGAGGAAACUUGUGGUAAAGAUUUUUGUGAAACAUACCAAAUCCCAGCAUCACUCGGUUCUUCGGUGCUCCUGCCAUGCAACUUUGACACCGGUGCCUUUAAAUGGGUCACCUGGGUUCACUUAGAGAAGGGAGACAUGGUUCGUCUUUCUUCUGAAGGACAUGUUGGCCGAGUUAAAGCGUUUCCAAACCAAGCCUUAGAUGGGAACUACUCUACUGUCAUCGAUGAGCUUAAAAGCUCCGAUCUGGGGUCUUACUGCUGCAAGCAGAGGAGUAACUGUUUGCGAGUGGAGUUGCUUGGAGGCAAAAGUAUGUAA